UCCCUACCAUAAGUUAUAAUUGAUCAAAUCUUAUCAUACUUUAAAUCAUGACAUAUGAAUAACUAAGAAAAUAUAAAGAUUUGUCAUACUUUUCAUUACGAAGCUCCACAGUCAGUUUAUGAGUUUCUUUCCCAUUAGCUGAUACUACUUCAAUUGGGGUCAAUCAACAAUCUGACCAAUUACAUCUGAAACAUAAAAGCUAUGAGUUAUAAUCCAUAAAAACAAAAACGCGUAUUAGCAAGAAAUCACUAAGUUAGAUAACUUACCAACCAAAUAGUCCGUAGAGAGUGUACCAUCUAGAAUGUCCAUGUAGUUGACUGGUUCAAAACCGGUUAGGGCUUCGGGCAAAUCGUCACAACUUUUCACACGUGUUAUCCACAGAAAACCAAUUAUGUAUGGAUGUAUGGUUGUCCGGUAUGAACCGUAAGAGGGGUUGAGUGAAAAGUUUAGGAGAAUCUUUGAACUUCCUUGUGUCAGGAAUGAAUCAAAUUGAUGAGCCAGAUCUUUUUUCACAGAAGUGUUAAUCUUAACACCCUAUAAAAAAUCAAAUAAUAAACUUUAAGACAAUGACACAUGAAGCCAACACAAUGUUAAUAACAUGAAAAUUAUAGGAUUCUUACGUUAGAAUCGAUUAGCACCAUCUCAAUGGUUAAGCCACCUGCUGCAGAAUACUGCUUCCACAAACUUAUGAUCUUGACCCUUAUCUUCCACAUAGUCUUGAACGGUUUUAAAUCAGAGACAGCAGUUAUAGCAGCCAUCGUAGAAGAAUGAGGGAAGAGUAGUUAGGUUUUGUGUGAUUGAGAUGAGUAACAAUGGUUGGGGACAUGUGUUUUAUAUAAGUUCCAAACCCUAAUGCUUCUAACUUAGUUUCACCGUUAAAAUCUUAUUGAUUAUCAAAUAUUUUUGCCUUGGCCAGCACAAUAAGAUUUAAUUAUAUUGACAUAAAGUGGUUCUCUACAUUGAUUAUGAUAUAUUCUUUGCCUUGCGCAAAAAUUUCUUAAUUGGUUAUCUAUAUUGAUUUCAAUUAACUUUCCAAUUCAGAACCGAUCGGUUCGGUUCGGUUAACCAAAAACCAUAAGUUCCAUACCGAAGUAAUAACUUUCAUGUAGGCAGAGAACAGUUCUCUGGACACUCUUGACGUACAGGUCUUUCUUCUCACCAGGAACGAAGUUGGGACCCAUAAUCUUGACCUUCGUACCAUUAGAGACCUUACCAGAAAAGACUCGACCAAUUUGGACUGCAAAUAUUCAUAAAAUUCCUUCUCACCAAACUUCAUCUGGACACCAAGCUUCUGUAACAUAGGCCACAACUUGUCUUUCUGGUCGUUCAUGCAAGUGGCAAUAAUUUUACUUCUUUUUUUCUACGUGACUCUCAUGAUGAACUGGACAAACACACGCUUGCAAAAAACUGUAAAACAGAAGAAAAUAAUGGACUCUUCUAUCUCCUCUUUUCUUAUCUCAUCUCCUUUGUAACCAUGUGAAAAACAAAGUACGUCAAAGAUGGAGAAUUGAGAUUGAUUGGCUUCUCUCUGUGACAGAGUACGUCAAUGGAGAAGUGAGAAGAAGAAAGUAAUAGUUUCGAUCACAGUUUGUGAUGACAGUGUCAUACUGAUCAUCGAGGGGACCUUCAUACAAGUUCUCAAUACGGUACCUCUGAGCAGUGUGGGGGAGACGGAAGGUGGAAGAUCAUCAUGUCAAGUAGUGCAGUACUUGCAGGGAGCCAUGUCUGCAUGACACGCUUCAUCAAAGGUUUACCCAUGAGCUUCUUCUCAUCAGACUUCAUCUAGAUAUGGUGGAUUCUGUAACAUAGGCUACAACUUGUCUUUCUGCUCGUUCAUGCAAGUGACAAUAAUUUGCUUGUUGGGUUCAUAACAGAAAUUCGCAAACCCGCACUUGCAAGUACCAGUAACGAUGAUACAUACACAAGUCACAGAAACAGCUCUUGUCCAAUUCACGUGAAAAAUCAGAAGCAAAAGGUUUUUUCCAAUUCAGAUAAAAAAAAUCAAAAAAAAGAAAUAUAUUAGCCAGAAUUCAUCUCCAGCCGACACAUGGCAAUACUUGUGUGAAAGCAUUUACUCCAGUGCAUCCUUUUAAUAUAUAUAUAAGGGAUUUUCUAAUAGCGAAAAUGGACAAAGAUCUUGAAAAUCUACAACUGAUAUAAAUUGUCCAUAAUUGGUAGGCUAGUGGAUACCUAAAUAUAUUGAAACACAUUGAGGAAAAAACAUUUGGAGGAAUAAUUUCUUUUUUAAACGUACUAUACAGUUUUUUUUUGAAGUUUGAUAGUUCAAAUGUAAACUAACAGAAUAAAGAGCAAAGAAAGUACAAUGAGAUCAAUAUAAUAUUGAGUGUUUCAGAAAAAAAGAUCAAUAUUGAGUCCCAAAUCAAUACGCAAUUAAGCAAACAUAAUUAAUAUGGUACUGCACGUAGUGGAUGGAGAUGAGUUUUUAGUAUUUCAUCUAAUAUAUCUCUGACUCUGAUUAUGCAGGAUAAAAUUCACUAAAAGAUGUGAUCGAGACGUUACAAUGCUAGUUGCAAAUUCGCUGAGGAGAAAAUAAUAUCUAAAUUUUAUUGAAUGAUUUACUUCUUUAUCAUUUAACAAAUAAAUGUUAUUGGUCUAAAUCUAAUCAUCAUGUAUGACAUUGAUAUUAACUCACGAAAGCAGACAAUGGAGAGAUUAUAGUUUCAAUUAACCUACUGAAAAAUUCAAUUAGAUUUAUCAAAAAAAAAAAAAAAAAUUCAAUUAGUUUAGCUAGCGUGAGUUCGUCAUGCAUGAUUUUUUUCAGUUAACCCAAAGUAAAACUAUCUUCAAAUGAUCAAUUGAAUUGCAUGUGUUCCACUUUUGUUCUGCCUAAUUUAGAUAUUAAUUGAUUUUUUUUCUACGCGAGCCUAACUCGUUUAUUUCGUCUGAAAUCGCAACCCUUCGAAAUUGACCACUCCACUAAAAGAGUCUGAAAAAGUCAAAUAUUUUUCUUAGAAGACCUAAUUUUUCAAAAACUUGUUCGUUGACAUAUGCAUCAUUCUCUCGUGUAUAAAUACCAUUCACGCCAUUCAUUACUCUUCAUCCAAAUAUAUUAAUACACAUACAAACACACGCAACACAUCUUCCGAUAAAAAAAACUUUGUUUACUUUUUUUUAUCUAGCUCCUUUGAUUCUUGAAAGUCGACGACAAAAUAAGAAGAAUGAAUACAUUCAAGAUAUCUUAUUUCGUUGUGGUACUCAUAAUGGUCAUGGCCAUUGCUAUAACACUUAGCGAACCGCUAAGGGUUGAGGCGAACCACCGAAACAGAUAUGGUCAGUUGAUAGCCGCUACACGAGGGAAAAAAGGUGGGAACCGUACAAGUGCGAUGACGUGUGAUAAAAGCCCUAAAGUAUGUCGUCUCAAAGGCAGUCCAGGUCGUGAUUGUUGUCGUAAGAGGUGUGUCAACUUAAGGACCAACAAACUGAACUGCGGAAGAUGUGGAAAAAGCUGUCAAUACUCAGAAAUUUGUUGCAAUGGAUACUGUGUAAACCCGAUGUUUGAUAAGAGACAUUGUGGAGGUUGCUUUAAGAAGUGCAACAAAGGGAGAUCGUGUGCAUAUGGGAUGUGCAGCUAUGCUUGAAGAAACAAUGUGGGUAUAAUGGUUACAGAGAAAGGGAAGUUUAAUUUGUUGGUUUAGAUUGGUUUAGUUACAUUCAUAUUACAAUCUUAAAUAGGGUGUUUUUCAAAACCAACCCAUAUUUUUAAGUCAAAUCCAAAACCAACCCCUUUUUUUUUGUUCAUACUAUUCAUCAAUAAAAUUUCCAUACUAUCCUUAUGUUUUUGAAUUAUUCACAAAAUUGCCAUUUUUAUUUGUUUUUUUAUUAAUUUCGAAAUUAACAAAAAACC
Molecule: messenger RNA, 3865 nt
Organism: Brassica rapa (field mustard)
Lineage: Eukaryota; Viridiplantae; Streptophyta; Magnoliopsida; Brassicales; Brassicaceae
Product: stigma-specific STIG1-like protein 1
Source: RefSeq, a predicted model, not a curated record